AUAAACCUAUUUACUUCCUCUAUAUUACUGUCCGUACUGAUCCUAAUGGCACCAAUCGUAUCAUCGAACUCCAACUUCUACUCCAACAAGCUAUACCCAAACUACGUGAAAACUAUAGUCUCAUACUCAUUCCUAGUAAGCCUAAUCCCAAUAAUAAUCUUCAUCCAAUCAGGCCAAGAAACAAUACUAUCAAACUGACAUUGAAUAUCUAUCCAAACUAUAAAACUAAGCCUUAGCUUCAAACUAGACUAUUUCUCAAUGAUUUUCAUGCCCGUAGCACUAUUCGUCACGUGAUCCAUCAUGGAGUUCUCAAUAUGAUAUAUACACUCAGACCCCUACAUCAACCGAUUCUUUAAAUAUCUACUAAUAUUCCUAGUUACAAUAGUAAUUCUAGUGACCGCCAACAAUCUGUUCCAACUCUUUAUCGGCUGAGAGGGAGUUGGAAUUAUAUCAUUUCUACUUAUCGGCUGAUGAUAUGGACGAACCGAUGCCAACACAGCAGCACUACAAGCAAUUCUAUAUAACCGAAUUGGAGACAUCGGUUUUCUCGUAGCAAUAGCAUGAUUCUUGUCAAACCUCAACACCUGAGAACUUCAACAGAUCUUUGCCCUAAACCCCACCAACACCAACCUACCACUCGCCGGACUAUUAUUAGCAGCAACAGGCAAAUCAGCCCAAUUUGGACUUCACCCGUGACUCCCAUCCGCCAUAGAAGGACCAACACCUGUAUCAGCCCUAUUACACUCCAGCACCAUAGUAGUAGCGGGUAUUUUCCUAUUAAUCCGCUUCUACCCACUAACAGAAAACAAUAAGACUAUUCAAACCGCAAUACUAUGUCUAGGAGCAAUCACCACACUAUUUACAGCAAUCUGUGCCCUGACCCAAAAUGAUAUCAAAAAGAUCGUAGCCUUCUCCACCUCUAGCCAACUAGGCCUCAUAAUAGUAACAGUCGGUAUUAACCAGCCCCACCUAGCAUUCCUCCACAUCUGCACCCACGCAUUUUUCAAAGCGAUACUAUUUCUAUGCUCAGGCUCUAUCAUCCACAGUCUCAACGACGAGCAAGAUAUUCGAAAAAUAGGAGGCCUAUACAAAACCAUGCCAUUUACUACGACAGCACUAAUCACCGGAAGCUUAGCCCUCACAGGAAUGCCAUUCCUCACAGGAUUCUAUUCAAAAGACCUAAUCAUUGAGGCCGCCAACACAUCGUACACCAACGCCUGAGCCUUAACACUUACCCUCAUCGCAACCUCCCUCACAGCCGUAUACAGCACCCGAAUUAUUUAUUUCGCCCUACUAGGACAACCACGAUUCCCAACACUUAUUCUAAUUAAUGAAAACAACCCACUGCUAAUUAACCCAAUCAAACGCCUACUAAUAGGAAGCAUCUUCGCCGGUUUCAUUAUCUCCAACAACAUCACCCCAACCACCAUUCCUCAAAUAACAAUACCAACGUAUCUCAAAAUAACAGCCCUAUUUGUAACUCUACUAGGCUUUACAGUAGCCCUAGAACUAAAUAUGGCUACACAAAAUCUGAAACUAAACUCCCUCAAAUUCUCCAACCUCUUAGGCUACUUCCCAACUAUCAUACACUUCAAGCCAUUCAUAAACCUAUUUAUAAGCCAAAAAGUAGCCUCAAUACUCCUAGACAUAAUCUGACUAGAAAAUGUAUUACCAAAAUCUAUUUCCUUAUUCCAAGCAAAAACCUCAACAUUAAUUUCAAGCCAAAAGGGCCAAAUCAAACUAUAUUUCCUAUCUUUUCUGAUUACACUCGCCCUGAGCCUAAUCGUGACAAACUACAUCUAA
This is a messenger RNA of Pteropus alecto (black flying fox), 1803 nucleotides long. NCBI's taxonomy places the organism in Eukaryota, Metazoa, Chordata, Mammalia, Chiroptera, Pteropodidae. The record is from the annotation of a RefSeq genome assembly.